CUGUAACAGCAAUACCUAUAACGCCUGCGUACUCUGAUCAGCUUGCUCCUCUCUUCUCCCCCAACCUCUCCACUCGUCUUCUCGUCAGGCGAGGUGGGUUGUUCAAGAAACAACCAGCAAUCAGUCCGUCCCACAGUAAUCGCGAUCGUCUGGGAGCCGCCGCACGAGCUGACAGAGCCGGCGAGCGCCAGCCAUCGCUCGCUGAGCCGAGCGUCGUCUUCGAGGCUUCGAGCUUGUGGCGCGCCGUCGCCGUCGCCGCGUAGUCGAGGCCCCGUGCCACCACCGGCCGUCGCCCUCCCCACCUGCCUCGUCCUCGAGCGCCGGCCACGGCCGUCGAGCCCUGCGCGCCCGGGGGUGCUCGUCGUCGCCGUCGAGCCUAAGCGUCGCCUCCUCCUCUUCCUCUUGGAGCCCCAAUCGCCGCCGCCUCCUCCUGGUCGUCAACCCCUCCGCACCUCCGUGGGCCUUCGCCUGGUGGAAGGCGUCAUCUUUUCCGCAUUCUUUCCAUCCGGGUUCUGGCCGCUGUUGCUGUCCGGCUGAAUAUCUCCUCCGUCAGAUUUUCUUCCGUUUUUAAAUUUUCCUUUUUCGAAAGAGAGAUUUCCUUCCAUUUUUGCUGCCCCAAAGAACACAACUUUCCUAAUUCUCAUCUCUCGGCCCCUUCCAAGAUACCAUCUUUUGGUCUCUAGAGGCCCGGGGGAGCCCAGCCAUGGAGUGGGACAAGGCCAAGGUGGCCUCCUCCGCCGCGGCCGGCGAGGCGGUGGACGACAGGGGCGGAGGGGAAGGGCUGGGGUACGUCAAGGUGAUGACGGACGAGCAGAUGGAGGUGCUCCGGAAGCAGAUCUCCAUCUACGCCACCAUCUGCGAGCAGCUCGUCGAGAUGCACCGCGCCCUCACUGCGCAGCAGGACUCCAUUGCAGGAAUGAGGCUUGGUAAUCUUUACUGUGAUCCUCUAAUGGUUCCGGGAGGUCACAAGAUCACAGCAAGGCAGCGAUGGACACCGACCCCGAUGCAGUUGCAGAUCCUUGAGAACAUCUUUGACCAAGGCAAUGGAACACCAAGUAAGCAAAAGAUAAAAGAGAUAACAGCAGAGCUCUCACAGCAUGGCCAGAUCUCGGAGACAAAUGUCUACAACUGGUUCCAGAACAGGCGGGCACGAUCGAAACGGAAGCAGGCUGCUUUACCAAAUAAUAAUGCAGAAUCUGAAGCUGAAGCAGAUGAAGAGUCCCUAACUGACAAGAAGCCCAGAUCAGAUAGACCACUCCACCAGAACAUAGCCAUGAGAGAUCACAAUACUGAAAGGAUCUCGGAGGUGCACCACUUUGACACUGAGCAUGACCAAAUUCGUCGUAUGAUGUAUGCAUCCAAUGACAGUAGCUCAAGAUCGUCAGGCAGCCUGGGCCAGAUGUCCUUCUACGACAAUGUUAUGUCAAAUCCAAGAAUUGAUCAUUUUCUAGGUAAAGUUGAAAGCCCCGGGAGCUUCCCCCACAUGCGAUCUGGUGAAAGCUUUGAUAUGUAUUGAUGACACGGCAAAUCUGGUUACUAGAUUGGUUGCAUUUGGUGCCACACUGUUGCGUCCUGUAAAAAGUUAAGCCGGUAACUUGCCGUUCAUUUUGCUUACUGAAAUUGAGAAGUUCGCCACGUUGGUUAUCAUGGUCUUGUUGACAUGUGUCCGGGGAAUAGUUCUAGCAGAAACCUGUUCUUUUGCUGAAUUAGCCGUAAGAAGCCGAUAAAUAGCACUAUGCAUACUUAGGUUAUUGUGUGGGUAUUGAGGCUGAGUUUGUAAUGAUCUUCUUUCACUCUGUCCUAAAGGCUGAAUCAAUCAGACAAAUGAGUCGGUUUUUAGUUGCUCUUGAGUCUUGACCAUGGUAAAGUUUCUGGUCUGAUAGAGUCGCAUGGUCGCGUUGUUGUCUACUUGUCUGCCAGGUAGUGGGAGGCAAUCGGUUGUGAAGAUCACUGAGCUAGCUGGAGAUUAGACAGUGCCUGCCUAGAUACUGUGGUCAUGUUGGCAUGGUUUGCCAGAUUUUGACUAAGCCAAAAAUGUUUGCAUUUUGGCAAUGUACAAUUCUUCAUGUCUUGAAAUGAGCAAUUCUCCCUAUGGUGUCCCCGUAGGAUUUGCCUUACAUCUUGAAACAAUUAUUACCUAGUUAUGGGAAUUCUCAGUGCAUGUUAUCGUUGUCAUGGGCCAAUGGAAUAAUGAAACCGGUACUGUAUUCAUUAGCCUUUGAACUAUCCCAUUUAUUUAUGUUCAAUAGCCUUCUGAGAUGUAAUG
This is a messenger RNA of Oryza brachyantha (malo sina), 2266 nucleotides long. Its product is annotated as WUSCHEL-related homeobox 8. The transcript has 3 exons. NCBI's taxonomy places the organism in Eukaryota, Viridiplantae, Streptophyta, Magnoliopsida, Poales, Poaceae. Gene Ontology annotation, molecular function: DNA-binding transcription factor activity; DNA binding. The coding region runs from base 704 to 1516 and encodes 270 amino acids. The record is from RefSeq and is a predicted model, not a curated record.